CCCCUCGACCGCAACAAGACAAAUACAAACUAAGUUGACGUGUCAGUACAAGUCUAAGAACUGCAGCGUAAAAAUGAAUCUAGAUGGCAUUAUGGUUUAUACGAUCUAAAGUCGUCAGCUUCAGACCGAACAAUGAGCGACUUGGUGGACGAACAGGACCUGCAACGCAUCGAAGAACUUCUCAAAAGAAAAGCUGAGCUUGAAGAACAGAACAGUAACCUUUCUUCAAGGUUACAAGAUGGCGAAAAGAUUAAGAACGAACUGAAAGAAGCAAGGAGAGACAGUCAAAAACUGCUUCAUCAUCGUGAAAAACUGAAAAACCAGGCAAGCAAGCAUCUUAAAGGACUAAAUGGUGCUGAAUUAGUGAACCCCAGCGAACCUAAAAGAGUUAUCAACAACGAAGAUCGCGACAAAGAAGAAAAGUUGCCAAAUCCACAGAACAGAAAAGAAGAGAUUAUGGAAAAUGAUCCAGUGCAACUGCGAAGACAACUGAAUGCAUUACGAUUAGAAAAUGCUUCACUCAUCAAAGAAAAAAGAAAGACGGAAGAACAUAAUUCAAGCCUUGUACAAGAACUUGCUGAUUUGGGCUUAAAACACGAGACCCUUCAAGAAAUUUGCGAUAGACUUAAAAAGGAAAUUGCACGUCUAAGCGCAUGUGUUGCCGCCGGAAAGUCAUCCUCAGCGGGGAAUCAUUCAACUGGAAAGGAAGACAACAUUGAAAUAAUGAAAGAUCAGCUUCGUAUUUAUCAAGAAGACAUCAAUGGAAUGCAAGCACAAAUUGAAAUCUCUCAACAGUCCAACGAACGACUUCGYGCUGAGCUGAACGAAGCGCGCGCCGUCAUCCGGGACCUGAGACAACUACCAGCCUUUGAGGUUUAUGCAGCACCAGUAUAUCAGCUUGGACGAUACAAGACAUUUGAUGACAGAUAUGGAUAUGAUCCUCGUGAAUACCGCCACACGGUCAGACCUGCCUCAGGAGGCUAUGAUCGAAAUCGUGAGCGAGACUAUCGCCGUGUUCGUUCUGCAGACAAGAAGGUCUUCAUGCCAGACUUAACAGCCGUGAUUGAUAAAGAAGUCAAAGACGGCUCGCUGAUGUCWUCUAAAAGCUUCUAGUUUAUACACCAAGYGAGCUCCCACAACUCUCUCGWUCACUCAGAAAGUUGGCUUUUUAAAGCUAAAGGAUUCGAACCACUGGUACAAAUUCCACUUUAAGUUCACGUGUGAGUGCAAAGUUGUUACCACACCUUGUAUUUUCCUAUAUUCAUGGUGCAUAUUAGUGUAAUCAUUGUUUUCCAAAUACUGAAGUCGAGCCUAGAGGCUAGUAUUCUUUCGCAGUUUAUACUUUUGUAAGGCUUCCUGUCCCUCCCAAAAGAAUAGGCUGCUUACUCGAGCAUAGACUAGGCAAUGUGCAGCGACGCCAUUUUGUGCAGCAAAGCAUGAUGGGAUUUGUGAGUCGACGUACUCCUUCUUUUGAAAUGCUUUUGCUUUAAAAGCGUAAAAAAGGCUUUUAAGGAGAUAUUUUYGAGGACUACAACUACCAUCAUGCUUUGCUGCACAAACUGGAGUUGCGCUGCACAUGACCAUUCCAUAGUCUCCUUCGCAGCCUACCCUUGUCGGGCUUCCUGUUCCGAUAGGAAGAUUGACAUUGACAAAGAAAUUUUAUUCGAAAGGAGACUACUUAGAGGCUGGCUACUUUUGAGUUUACAACCUUUUUGUGAGUUGUUUUGCGCAUGUGUGCUUUACAUUUGCAGUCUUAACUGUUAACGGAAUAGCAUAGCAUUUAUAGUUUACAAUAAUGUUUAAACGAAGUCUGACGACAAUACUCGUUGUAAAACAAGAAAUUAAUCAACAAGGUAUUAAACCAAAGUCUUAUGUAACUGGGCGUUAGGGCAUAGGUUUUACUUAUGAAGCUAUCAACUAAACACGUUUGAAAGCGAUSAACUUUGUAACUUUUGAGUCAAUCAAGCGCUCAGUGGUGUCUUUCACUGCCGUUGAUAGGCGGUAAUCAUCUUAGAAGARACCAGCUAAAACUUUUGAUCAAGGCCCUAUGAACUAUAAGAUACUUGGUAAUUAUAGUCCCUAAAAAGGCCUUACUACUAAUUAUAUGAAAAAAAAAUAUUUGUAAAAAAUAGCUAUAGUGUAUAAGUUAAUUUAUCUAUCAAUUAAUCGCACUCGCAAAUAUAAAUAAAAAGCACAUGACAUUUUAUA
Messenger RNA from Exaiptasia diaphana, 2208 nucleotides. RefSeq lists its product as uncharacterized. NCBI's taxonomy places the organism in Eukaryota, Metazoa, Cnidaria, Anthozoa, Actiniaria, Aiptasiidae. The coding region runs from base 133 to 1113 and encodes 326 amino acids. The transcript is spliced from 7 exons. The record is from RefSeq and is a predicted model, not a curated record.